Molecule: messenger RNA, 1479 nt
Organism: Paramuricea clavata
Lineage: Eukaryota; Metazoa; Cnidaria; Anthozoa; Malacalcyonacea; Plexauridae
Source: the annotation of a GenBank genome assembly
AUGAUUCUGUGGCAUAUCGGCGACUUGCUUGUUAGGCUCGAGGGUGAAAGUCUCCCGACAAUUGGGGCAGUGGAAUUGUCGAAUUGGUUGACCGCGAAGUGCGUUGGCACGACAUGUUUCAACAACGCCUUCGAGACAAACGUUACAGAAGGAAUACAUACAUACAUACAUACAAGAAUUUAUUUAGGCACGCUGGCCUCAACAACUCGGAGCUGAUUUCCAUGAGGGGCGUGAUUUGGAAAAAUAUACAGAACAGGUAAACAUUAAAAAUACAAAAACAAAGAAAGAAGAAUUACAUAUACAGUAGGCAACAGGACGAGCCAAUUUUAAGUGUUUGCCUGAUUAAUAGUUCUUUGAAAAGAACUUAAAGAUUCCGCUACUUUUACCUGAUACGGUAAAGUAUUCCAUACUACCGCUCCGUUAUAUUUGAAGCAUCUUUUACCAGAAUCGGUAUUCGGUUUAGGAAGAGACAAAUCGGUUUCUCUACUUCUAAGAUCAUAGGUAUUAUCCAAUUGAAAGGAUGUUCUUAGAUUUGCCGCGGUGUGGUUAUUCAGACUUUUAUACAUGAAAACAGAUUUUAGAUAAGUUCGCCUUAGUUCUAGGUGUUUCCAACCCAGGCUUUCAAGUAACAUCGUAAGUCGCACUAGAAAUUACUCUUGCAGCCCGAUUUUGAAAUUUCUGCAACCUGUCCUUGAGGACAGCGUUCCUCACUCUGAGGACAGCGUUCCUCACUCUGAGGACAGCGUUCCUCACUCUGAGGACAGCGUUCCUCACUCUGAGCACAGCGUUCCUCACUCUGAGGACAGCGUUCCUCACUCUGAGGACAGCGUUCCUCACUCUGAGGACAGCGUUCCUCACUCUGAGGACAGCGUUCCUCACUCUGAGGACAGCGUUCCUCACUCUGAGGACAGCGUUCCUCACUCUGAGGAAAGCGUUCUUCACUCUGAGGACAGCGUUCCUCACUCUGAGGAAAGCGUUCCUCACUCUGAGGAAAGCGUUCCUCACUCUGAGGACAGCGUUCCUCACUCUGAGGACAGCGUUCCUCACUCUGAGGACAGCGUUCCUCACUCUGAGGACAGCGUUCCUCACUCUGAGGACAGCGUUCCUCACUCUGAGGACAGCGUUCCUCACUCUGAGGACAGCGUUCCUCACUCUGAGGACAGCGUUCCUCACUCUGAGGACAGCGUUCCUCACUCUGAGGACAGCGUUCCUCACUCUGAGGACAGCGUUCCUCACUCUGAGGACAGCGUUCCUCACUCUGAGGACAGCGUUCCUCACCCUGAGGACAGCGUUCCUCACUCUGAGGACAGCGUUCCUCACUCUGAGGACAGCGUUCCUCACUCUGAGGACAGCGUUCCUCACUCUGAGGACAGCGUUCCUCACACUGAGGACAGCGUUCCUCACUCUGAGGAAAACGUUCCUCACUCUGAGGACAGCGUUCCUCACUCGGAGGACAGCGUUCCUCACUCUGAGGACAGC